AAUUUUUCGUCAGUGCUUGAUUUUGUGACAGUCGCCGGAAAAUAACAGUGCUUGUUGAAUGUCGUGGUGAAAAUUAAUUUACGUGUUUUUUUUUGACAAUUUUUCCACAUUAAAGAUGAAAAAAUUGUUCUUUGCCCUUGUGGGCGUAUUUUUAAUUAUCGGUUUUGCUCAUGCUGAUACAAUUGAGGAAAAUGUAGGCACCGUUGAGAAUGAUUUAGGCGCUAGUAAAGAGGCAUCAAGAACCGAUGCCGAGGUCGUGCAAAGGGAAGAGGAGGCAAUAAAAUUAGACGGACUGAACGUUGCACAACUAAAGGAACUUCGUGAGAAAUCGGAGAAAUUCACAUUCCAAACGGAAGUGAAUCGAUUGAUGAAACUUAUUAUUAAUUCAUUGUACAGAAAUAAGGAAAUUUUCCUUCGUGAAUUAAUUUCAAAUGCCUCUGAUGCAUUGGAUAAAAUUCGUUUACUCUCACUCACGGAUAAAAAUGUACUUGACUCGAAUCCCGAAUUGGCAAUAAGAAUAAAGGCAGAUAAGGAAAAUAAAAUACUGAGCAUCACCGACAGUGGUAUUGGUAUGACGAAACAGGAUUUGAUAAAUAAUCUUGGAACAAUCGCAAAAUCGGGAACUGCCGAAUUUUUAAGUAAAAUGCAAGACGCCAAGGAUAUGAAGGAAAUGAACGAUAUGAUCGGUCAAUUUGGCGUUGGUUUCUAUUCGGCAUUUUUGGUCGCCAACAGUAUUGUCGUCACGACCAAGCACAACGAUGACAAGCAAUAUAUUUGGGAAUCGGACAGCGCCAGUUUUAGCAUUAUCGAAGAUCCCAGGGGUGAUACUCUCAAACGUGGAUCAACAAUCAGUUUGCAUUUGAAGGACGAGGCGCUCGACUUCCUGGAGGAAGACACAAUUAGAAAUCUCGUGAAGAAAUACUCGCAGUUCAUCAAUUUCCCUAUUUCGCUCUGGGGCAGUAAGACAGUGCAAGUUGAGGAAGAGGACGAGGAGGAAAAGCCCGAGAAAGCAGAGGAGAAAACCGAGGAUGAGACCGAGGACGAAAAGAAAGACGACGAGGAGGAAGAUGCAAAAGUCGAGGACGAUAAGGAGGAGAAAGAGAAGAAGAAAAUCGACAAAACUAUCUGGGACUGGGAAGUAUUGAACGAUUCAAAGCCAAUUUGGACCACAAAACCUUCUGAAAUCAAGGAGAAGGAAUACAACGAUUUCUACAAAGUCCUCACCAAGGACAGUGACGAUCCAUUGACACACAUUCAUUUCAUCGCCGAGGGCGAAGUCACCUUCAAAUCUCUCCUCUACAUUCCCAAAGUUCAACAAACCGACAGUUUCAGUCGCUAUGGAACGAAAUCCGACAAUAUCAAACUAUACGUGCGUCGUGUUUUCAUCACCGAUAAAUUCAACGACAUGAUGCCAAAUUAUCUGAAUUUUAUUCGCGGUAUCGUUGACAGUGACGAUCUCCCUCUGAACGUAUCGCGUGAAGAUUUACAACAACACAAAUUGAUAAAGAUCAUCAAGAAAAAGAUGAUUCGUAAAGUUCUUGAUAUGAUUAAGAAAAUACCGAAAGAGGAGUACGAGACUUUCUGGAAGGAGUACAGUACUAAUAUCAAAUUGGGAGUAAUUGAGGAUUCGUCGAACAGAGCAAAAUUAUCGAAGUUGAUGCUCUUCAAAUCGUCGGUGGGUGAGAAUAAAACGAAUCUUAUGGACUACGUGGCUAGAAUGAAACCAAAUCAGAAGCAUAUUUACUACAUCGGUGGACUUAACGAGGAGGAGACUAAAACUUCCCCGUUCGUCGAGCGUCUAGUCAAGAAAGGCUACGAAGUCCUCUAUCUAAUUGAACCAGUCGACGAGCACGCCAUCUCAACCCUUCCCGAAUUCGAGGGCAAAAAAUUCCAGAACGUCGCCAAGGAAGGUUUCGUCCUCGACGAGGGCGAGAAAGCAAAGGAAAAAAUGGAACAAUUGAAAACAACAUUCGAACCCCUGGUGAAAUGGUUGAACGACGUCCUCAAGGAACAGAUCAACAAGGCACAAAUUUCCGAACGAUUAACCGACUCCCCAUGCGCAUUGGUUGCCAGUAUGUUCGGAUGGACGGGAAAUAUGGAACGUUUGGCGACGUCCAAUGCCCAUAAGAAGGCCGACGAUCCACAGACCUCGUACUAUCUUAAUCAGAAGAAAACUCUGGAAAUUAAUCCCCGUCAUCCAUUGAUUAGGGAAUUAUUGAGGAGAGUCGAGCAGGAUCAGAGCGAUCAGACGGCGAAGGACAUGGCGACAAUGAUGUUCCGAACAGCGACAUUACGCUCCGGUUAUAUGUUGCGUGACACGCAAAAUUUUGCCGACAGUGUCGAGCAAUUGAUGAGAAAAACAUUGGGAAUUCCUCUUGACGAGGUGCCCGAGGAGGAGGAAGACGACGAUUACGAUUCAGCCGAGAACGAUAAGUCUGAAGAGCCCGAAAUCGGCGCCGACGAUGAUAAGCAAACAGUCGAGGACGAUCACGAUGAACUCUAAAGAGAGAUUUGUCAAUUUUUAACAUUUUUCAAAUUCAAAUUGUUCGGAACUUGAUUUUUCCAAUCGAAAGUAAUUAAUUAAUUAACGACAAAUAUUGUUCAGAAAUCGAUUUUUUUCAAUCGAAAUUAAUUAAUUAACGACAAAGUUAUCAGAAUUUGAUUUUUUUUCAAUUGAAAUUA
This is a messenger RNA of Leptopilina heterotoma, 2682 nucleotides long. It is a transcript of the gene Gp93, whose product is annotated as endoplasmin. The record is from RefSeq and is a predicted model, not a curated record. Gene Ontology annotation, molecular function: ATP hydrolysis activity; ATP binding; ATP-dependent protein folding chaperone. NCBI's taxonomy places the organism in Eukaryota, Metazoa, Arthropoda, Insecta, Hymenoptera, Figitidae. The transcript has 4 exons. Gene Ontology annotation, biological process: protein folding. The coding region runs from base 116 to 2503 and encodes 795 amino acids.